AUGCAUCCGCGGCGAUGGAGGUGGACCGCAUUGCUCCUUUGCAUCUUCUCGUUUCUCUUCUACUUGAAUUACUUCCCGCUCUGGAUCCUGCCUUCUCCACCACGGUUUCCAUAUGUACAGAAAUCUUGCCCCACGACCCCACCGCAUCCACCGCUAAAGCCGCCGCCCGGGAGACGGUUCAAUUGGAGAGAUGUCGAUACACAGUACCCUGUGCAGAAAUUCGAGCAGCUCCCGAGGACUGCCGUUAAGAAAGAACUGCCGCCUGUGCAAUAUGACUUCAGCGUGGACCCCCCAUCAUUGUACGAUGAACUUAUGCGCAAACGCCGGCAAGCUGCGGUGAAGGCUGCUUUCGCGCGAUGUUGGACUUCCUACAAGGAGCGCGCGUGGAUGAAAGAUGAGCUGCAGCCUGUCUCUGGUGGCUCAAAGACAACAUUUGGGGGCUGGGGAGCAACUUUGGUGGACAGCCUCGAUACUCUGUGGAUUAUGAACCUGAAAGAAGACUUCGAAGAUGCGGUAUCUGCUGUUACCCAAAUCAAUUUCAAACCGGAAGGCGAAGUCAAUAUGUUUGAAACAACAAUCCGAUAUUUGGGGGGCUUGCUAGCGGCGUACGAUCUGACCGACUGCAAGGAUAGUAGACUGCUGGAGAAAGCAAUGGAGCUAGGCGACAUGAUAUAUGCAAGUUUCGAUACGCCGAAUCGGAUGCCGGUGACGAGGUGGGACUCAGUUAAAGCGUCGAAAGGUGUGAAGCAGUCUCCAGCAGCAAAUGGAAUCAUUGCGGAGCUGGCAUCCUUUAGUCUCGAGUUCACGCGGCUAUCGCAGCUUACCGGCGACAUGCGCUACUAUGACGCUGUGGCUCGCGUCACAAGUGUGCUAGAAGAGCAGCAGAAUCGCACAAAGCUACCCGGGCUUUGGCCUGUAGGCAUCGAUACCCAAAACCUGGACCUAACACGGGACAAUCAAUUCAGCUUAGGCGCUAUGGCCGAUUCCGCAUAUGAAUAUUUAGGCAAGACCUACCAGCUGCUACGAGGCGUAGGUUCUGCUAGCCAGUACAAGAAGAUGUACGAACUCUCUAUGAAUGCCGUUAUCGAGCACCUUCUCUUCCGUCCUAUGGUCCCCGACCAAGCCGACAUUCUCAUGCCGACCAGCGUCCGCGCAAAUAGUGCCUCAGACAUCCGGCAAGGCGACACAGCGCAGCAUCUCGCAUGCUUUGUAGGAGGAAUGCUAGCGCUUGGUGGUCGUCUCUUUCAGAAUAAAACCCACGUCGAAGCUGGACAAAGGGUUACGGACGCAUGUGUCUGGACCUACCAAAACGCCCCUCACGGAAUCAUGCCAGAGAUGUUCUCUAUGCACGCUUGCCCCACACAUUCCCCCUGCCCCUACGAUGCCUCCAAAACUUUCGUCUACCCCGGCUUCGCCAGCAUCUCAGAUGCCCGCUACAUCCUCCGCCCCGAAGCCAUCGAGUCCGUCUUCUACAUGUACCGUAUCACUGGCGACACCUCCUACCAAGACAUAGCAUGGGAGAUGUUUCAAGCCAUUGACAGCCAGACCCGGACGCAGUAUGCGAACGCCGCGAUAAGAGAUGUGAGUACCGAGAACACAGAGCGGCUGGACUCGAUGGAGAGUUUCUGGCUCGCGGAAACAUUGAAGUACUUCUACCUUGUGUUUAGUGAGCCUGGGCUGGUGAGUUUGGAUGAUUGGGUUUUUAAUACUGAAGCCCACCCUUUUCGAUUGAUGGGCUAAAUUACAAAUCAUGGGAUGGGUUUUGUUUUUGUUUUGUUCUGACACG
Molecule: messenger RNA, 1786 nt
Organism: Lindgomyces ingoldianus
Lineage: Eukaryota; Fungi; Ascomycota; Dothideomycetes; Pleosporales; Lindgomycetaceae
Product: alpha-mannosidase IC
Exons: 1
Coding region: 1-1740 (579 amino acids)
Biological process (GO): N-glycan processing; carbohydrate metabolic process
Cellular component (GO): Golgi membrane; endoplasmic reticulum
Molecular function (GO): calcium ion binding; mannosyl-oligosaccharide 1,2-alpha-mannosidase activity
Source: RefSeq, a predicted model, not a curated record